Molecule: messenger RNA, 2010 nt
Organism: Beta vulgaris subsp. vulgaris (sugar beet)
Lineage: Eukaryota; Viridiplantae; Streptophyta; Magnoliopsida; Caryophyllales; Amaranthaceae
Product: U-box domain-containing protein 20
Exons: 1
Coding region: 296-1630 (444 amino acids)
Biological process (GO): protein ubiquitination
Molecular function (GO): ubiquitin protein ligase activity
Source: RefSeq, a predicted model, not a curated record
UCUUUGGUCGUUACUCUUUUUUUUUAAGUAUAUAUUUCAACAAAAGUUUUGAACUUUUGUACCGCGUAACUUAACAUAAACCUACCCAUAUAUAAAUACUCUCCAAAGUCCCAAACUCCCAACAACACACAACAUUCAUUCAAAACAUAUCUCAUCUCAUAAUCACCCAAUAUUAAACGUACCUAUACACAACUUUAAUAUACAUAAGCAUAUAUACACAAAUUUGUUUGCUUAAUUUCUCUCUAUAUCCCUCAAAUUUGAUCAUAUAAUAUCGUAUUUAAUUUGUACCUACAAUAUGAUUUCUUCAUGGAGAAGGAAGAGAGCUAGCCGAGGGGCGGGCGGAGAUGGUGGGAACAAGCGGAAAUUAUCGGAGCUAAUAGUUCCGAACCAUUUCCGGUGUCCGAUAUCAUUAGAAUUGAUGAAAGAUCCGGUGACUUUAUCAACAGGUAUUACAUAUGAUCGUGAAACCAUAGAAAAAUGGAUUGAGGCAGGUAACGUAACAUGUCCCAUGACUAACCAAGUCUUAAAGUCACUUGAGCCUAUUCCAAACCACACCAUCCGCCGUAUGAUCCAAGAUUGGUGCGUUGAUAACCGAUCCCACGGCGUAGAACGCAUCCCUACGCCUCGGAUUCCAAUCAACUCCGACGAGGUCGGGACUCUACUAGAGAGGCUCUCGAUGGUGCGGUCCCCAAACGAGUGUCGGGACCUAGUAGCAAAGGUAAGUGAAGCAAUGAAGGAGAGUGAAAGGAAUAGGAGGUGCAUUAUAGGGAACGGAGCAGGUAAUACAUUGUCCUUAGUGUUCCAAUCUUUCUCGGACAGCGAGGGUGAAACCGUCAUUUCACUAUUAGAGGACAUUAUGAGUCUUCUUACUUCUGUGACCCCUUUAGAACAACAAGCCCAAGAAAAUCUUAAGUCACCCAAGUCCUUAGAACGUUUGGUGUGGUUUCUCAUAAAAGGAGGUUUAUCCGGGAGAAGAAAUGCUGUUAUGAUCCUUAAAGAACUCGUUUCGAGCUCGAAAGAUCAAGGAAAACUCAUUGAUUCAUUGUUAACAAUAAAAGGAGCUAUGGAAGGGUUAGUUAAGCUAAUCAAAGAGCCAAUUUGCCCAGCUUCAACAAAAGCCUCAUUAAUAGUAAUAUAUCAUAUGAUCACAUCAACUCAUAAUUCCUUGAGUAAGAGCAUCGUCAUAGGAAAGUUUAUAGACAUGAGUUUAGUCUCAUUAGUCUUAGACAUCCUAGUAGAUGCUGAGAAGAGCAUUUGUGAGAAGGCACUCGGAGUCCUCGACGGGCUUUGUCAAAGCGACAAAGGCCGAGAUGCAGCCUACAACCAAGCGCUUGCGGUGCCAGUGGUGGUUAAGAAGAUACUUAGAGUGUCGGACUUAGCGACCGAGUUCUCGGUCUCCAUAUUAUGGAGGCUGUGUCAGAAUGAGGACCGAGAAGAUGGUGGUGUGUUAGUUGAAGCGCUUCAAGUUGGAGCGUUUCAGAAGUUGUUGCUUGUUUUACAGGUGGGUUGGAAUAUUAAUGACAGGAUUAAGGAGAAGGUUACCAAGAUAUUGAAGCUAUUGAAUCUUUACAGAGGUAAGGUUGAGUGCAUAGAAUCCAUGGAUUUUAAGGAUCUAAAGAGGCCAUUUUAGAUUAUACUUUAGCACAUUUUUUGCAGCUGAUAGAGGGAAAUUUAGUCUCUAAUUUUGCUGUAUAGCACAUUAAAAUUAGUGAUUUUAGAUGCAUCUUGUAAGAGCCAAUGUACAAAUUACAAUAGUGAGAUACUAUACUAAAUAUACAUAUACACCAUUCUUUGUCAAUAAAUGAACUUUUUUACUCUUUGAUUACAUUACAAUUAAGGUUUUUUGGAAAGGACUAAUUAAAAUAGAGUUUUUGUUUACUUAGAAUUUUUAUUAGAGGGAAUGAUCAAUUAAAAUACUUACGCUGGCAACUUAACACCACAUUACGAUUUUCCAGCCAAAUUGUCAACUUUCCAACGUUGACUUAUUUUUCCGUCUCAAACAUCGAUUUU